GGGAAAGCGAAAGAGCAUUGUGAAAGCUCUUCUAGUUCCCCUUCAGUCACCACGAAAUUCGAUCGUUCAAAUCCGACAUCAUGUCACAAGAUAUUCAGGCAGCAGGGAAGAGAAAGCGUGCGAGGACUCAGUCUUGCCCGCCCCCGGAAUUACCUCAACUCGUCGCCGAGCAACAUGUUCCUAUUGCCGCCAACGACAAGGAAACCCAACGCCUAAUUGUUGUUCUCUCCCAUGCUAGUCUGGAGACCUAUCGUGCCUCCCACGGUGGACGCAAUGGCGCCGGUCGUGAUGAGAAAUACUCCUUGCUGAACAGCGAUGAGCAUAUCGGUGUGAUGCGCAAGAUGAACAGAGACAUCAGUGAAGCUCGACCAGAUAUCACUCAUCAGUGUCUUCUCACGUUGCUCGACUCCCCUGUCAACAAGGCCGGCAAACUCCAAAUUUUCAUCCACACGGCCAAAGGCGUUCUGAUCGAAGUGAACCCAAGUGUUCGAAUUCCGCGUACGUUCAAGCGUUUCGCUGGUCUCAUGGUCCAGCUCCUGCACCGACUCUCGAUCCGCUCCACCAAUUCCCAGGAGAAGUUGCUCAAGGUGAUCAAGAACCCCAUCACCGAUCAUCUGCCCCCGAAUUGCCGCAAGGUGACCCUCAGUUAUGAGGCUCCCGUGGUGCGGACCAGAGAUUACAUUGAGUCGCUAGGCCCUAAGGAGAGCGUGUGUAUCUUCGUCGGGGCCAUGGCCAAAGGUCACGAUGACUUUGCCGAUUCAUUCAAGGACGACACAAUCAGUAUCAGCAACUACAGUUUGAGCGCUAGCGUGGCGUGCAGCAAGUUCUGCCAUGCGGCCGAGGAAGUGUGGGAUAUUGUAUGAUUCGCACGUCUCGGAUACAAUAUUCCUUCGAUAGGAACGGCCAAAGCUUGACGAGGUAACGAAUUUCCUUGCGACUAUCCACCCAAUUUGAGAUGCCAGGAGUGCAGCAAACACCAACUUUGGAAGGACGUGUGUGCCACAUCCUAUUUACCGUUCUGGGCUCACUACCUACAGUCUCCUAUUGUUUUUUGGUAUCUUUCGCGUUUCC
Messenger RNA from Aspergillus nomiae NRRL 13137, 1071 nucleotides. RefSeq names its product 18S rRNA pseudouridine methyltransferase. Gene Ontology annotation, cellular component: small-subunit processome; nucleolus. The coding region runs from base 81 to 863 and encodes 260 amino acids. Gene Ontology annotation, molecular function: rRNA (pseudouridine) methyltransferase activity; rRNA binding. The transcript has 3 exons. Gene Ontology annotation, biological process: rRNA base methylation. Lineage: Eukaryota; Fungi; Ascomycota; Eurotiomycetes; Eurotiales; Aspergillaceae. The record is from RefSeq and is a predicted model, not a curated record.